AUGUCUUCGGGGGCGUUACGACGCCUCGGCUUACCGUCGGGCUCGUGCGGAUCAUCGUCGCUGUCCUGCGACACGUGUUCGUACGCUGAGUCCGACGACGGUGGGAUCGACACAGACGCGUACAGCGACUCGGCCGUCAGCACGUGCGUGAGCUUGUCCUCGGGCUUGUCGUCCUUGUCGUCCUUGUCUUUUUCAUUGGAUUCCGCCUCUUGGGCGUCAGCCACAUUGGCACCAGCAGAGCCGGAAGACGCCGACACCUCGUCAGCCUCUGAAGCCUCUGAGGUGGGUUCACGUACAAACUCCUCCACAGCAGUCAACUCGUCAGCGUCGACAAAGUUGUUGAAGUUGCCAUGCUCAUCCAGAACGGUUUUGAGCUCCGGGUGGGUGACCCAGUCCGAGCCGUUCAAAACGUACUUGAAGACAAUUCUCUCGCGCGCGGGAAGCUUGACCACGGCUUCAAAGUUGCCCGAGGAAGAAGGCGUCAAAACGCCGUCCUUUUGUGCCCAGUCAUCAAAGCUUCCCGUCGCAACCACGGACUCUAUUCCAGGAGAAGCGGGCCUAACCGUUAGUAGGGACACACAAGUCAUUUGCAAGAGACAUACCAGGUGA
Molecule: messenger RNA, 609 nt
Organism: Clavispora lusitaniae ATCC 42720
Lineage: Eukaryota; Fungi; Ascomycota; Pichiomycetes; Serinales; Metschnikowiaceae
Source: RefSeq, a predicted model, not a curated record